AUUGAUUCCGAAAAAGUCAUGGCGCAAGCUCUAGCCUUACCAGACGAAGCUGAGUUUAAUUCAAUAACUCUUAUUAACAUCGGUGCACGAUUUCGAAAUGAUCUUGAUGCUUUGGUGACUUGGUGCCGAAGAUAUGGGUUGUUAUCAUCACAUAUGGUGUGCCAAGCGUGCAACACGCGGUGCAUUGAAUAUAAUUUUGGAAGAGGAAUUGACGAAAGAAUAUGGCGGUGUAAUAACCAGAGGUGUAAACGAACAACUAGCAUAAGGAAAGGAAGUUUUUUUUCCGGAUCUCAUCUGCAUCUAUGGCAGUUGUUGGCCUUGACAUAUAUGUGGUCAACCAACUGCGGACGUCCAAGAGGACCCUCGCAAGCCAACAUAAUGAAAGAACUGGAGAUAGGAUCGGAACAUACUGUUGUUGAUUGGAAUCAGUUCUGUCGAGAUGUUACAGUCAAUUAUUUUAGGAACCACCCCGAACAACUUGGCGGACCAGGCGUAAUCGUCGAAAUUGACGAGUCUCUUUUCUCUAAACGGAAAAAUCACGUUGGACGUGUGGUGCGAGAACAAUGGGUAUUUGGGGCUUAUGAGCCUGCGACAAAGAAAGGGCUUUUGAUUCCAGUGGAAGCACGAGAUGCCGCCACAUUGCUGCCGAUUGUAAGGCAAUGGAUUGCUCCAGGAUCCCACGUACAUUCUGAUAUGUGGAGAGCUUAUAAUCAAAUUGUACUUAUACCAGGGCAAAAUUACCAACAUGAUACUGUAAAUCACACACGACACUUCGUCGACCCACAGACAGGAGUAACAACAAAUCAUGUGGAGGCUAUGUGGUCUAGGGCAAAAGCAAAAAUCAAGUCAAUGAUGGGGCCCACAAACAGAGAAAUGUCGGAAGAUUACAUGGCAGAGUUCAUGUGGAACCAACGGUUCGGCGAAUCACCAUUUUAUAACUUUUGGCACCAAAUUGCAUCGGAGUUAUACAUCGUUCAUUAGACACUUUCUGAGUUCCAGAACUAAUAUCAACAUUUAAGUUAAGGUAUACCAAAUUUGCGUGUUUUGUGUUUCUCAGAUAGCGACAUUGAUAAUUUUAGUCGUAAUACAUGCACCUAAUUAUUAGAACUUGAACAUUUAAUUGAUUCCGAAUGUAGUUAAAGCUAAAGCCAUGUUCAUAGUAGGCUACUUUGCUUAAUGCUUUGAUUCCACUGAUUCAAACAUAAAUGAUAAUAAAACUGAAUU
Molecule: messenger RNA, 1224 nt
Organism: Anneissia japonica
Lineage: Eukaryota; Metazoa; Echinodermata; Crinoidea; Comatulida; Comatulidae
Exons: 1
Coding region: 19-981 (320 amino acids)
Source: RefSeq, a predicted model, not a curated record